This is a messenger RNA of Glycine soja, 606 nucleotides long. Its product is annotated as PRA1 family protein F3-like. Gene Ontology annotation, biological process: vesicle-mediated transport. The record is from RefSeq and is a predicted model, not a curated record. The transcript has a single exon. The coding region runs from base 1 to 606 and encodes 201 amino acids. Gene Ontology annotation, cellular component: Golgi apparatus; endoplasmic reticulum. NCBI's taxonomy places the organism in Eukaryota, Viridiplantae, Streptophyta, Magnoliopsida, Fabales, Fabaceae.
AUGACGUCAACGUCUUCUUCAGCGCCUCAUUACAGUUCUCUCCCCUCGCCCUCAUCAUCUAACUCCACUGCCUCCUAUUUCGUCACACGCCCCGCGACAACCACGCGCUCUUCUUUCGCCACGCGCCGACCAUGGGAAGAGGUGUUCGCGCUCUUCUCAUUCACGCGCCCUUACUCGAUCGGCGAAGCGACGAUGCGCGUGAGGCGCAACCUCGAUCACUUCCGCGUGAACUACUUCAUGAUCGUGCUGUUCGUUUUGUUCCUGAGCCUCCUCUGGCACCCGGUCUCGAUCAUCGUGUACUUGGUGGCGCUCGUGGUGUGGUUCUUCCUCUACUUCUUCCGCGACGAGCCCUUGGUGGUGUUGGGCACUGCGGUGGAUGAUAGGGCGGUGGCGACGGUUCUUGCGGCGGCGACCGUCGUGGGAUUGGUGCUCACCGGCGUGUGGGUGAACGUGGUGGGUUCGGUGAUCAUUGGGAUUGUGCUGGUGGUGUUGCACGCUUCGUUUAGGAGCACGGAGGAUUUGUACGUGGAUGAGCACGAUGGAGGGUUGCUUUCGUUCGUUGGGGGUACCCCUACGAAAGGAACGGGAGGGUACACACUUAUAUAA